AUGUCAUCGAUGGCGGCCGUUUCAGCUGGCAAGCAGCUUCUCCAACAGGACAUCAACGCGCUUCCAGACGGGGGAAAAGGGUUUCCGACCUGGGUCCGGAUUCGGGGCUUUCGGAUCGGUGCCGUGAGACCGCCCUGCCAGACCUUCGGCUCCUCUCUCCAAUACGGUUAUAACCUCUGGGUGGUGAAUCAUCCCUUUGCGCUGAUCCAAGACUUCUUCAACGCCACUUCCAGGGCCAAGAGGAGGGAGAACAUCCAGGCCAACUUCCUGAAUUUUCUGUUCACCUUGACUGCAACCAUCUAUUCUCUGGGCGGCCUCAUCGGGUCUCUCAUGGUUUGCCCGAUGGCCGAUACCUGUGGCAGGAAAGGUGCCUUGAUGAUAACCAACCUUCUAGCUGUCAUCUCUGCCAUCCUGAUGGGCUUUUCGACCAUAGUCCAGGCCUACGAAUACACCGUCUUCUCCCGGCUGAUCAGUGGGGUGUGCUCAGGCAUCUUCUCCUGUGCCGUACCAAUGUACCUGGCUGAAAUUGCUCCCCGAAAUUUGAGAGGGGCCACCAUGACGAUGGCUAUGAUAGCCGUCGCUGUCGGAGUCCUGGUCUCCCAGAUCCUUAGUCUUCGGGAGAUCCUAGGCUCCAAAAGAGGUUGGCCCAUCUUGCUGAGCUUCACGGGGAUCCUCGCGGCGUUCCAGCUCCUUGUGUUGCCCAGGUUCCCCGAAAGUCCUCGAUUUCUGUUGAUUCAGAAGAAGAACGAGGAGAAGGCAAGGCAAGUCUUGAGGAUCCUGCGAGACAGGGAAGACGUGGAGGAGGAAAUAGACGAGCUCCACCAGGAAGAUAUAUCCGAACUGGGGGAAAAGGAGAUGAAUGGGCUGAAGCUGCUCACCUAUGAAGGUCUACGGUGGCAGAUGAUCUCCGUCAUCAUCCUGAUGGGCGGUCAGCAGUUCACAGGGGUCAACGCUGUGUAUUAUUACGCGGAGAAGAUUUACAAAAAAACGUGGCUGAACAAGAACGAAGCUCGGUAUAUCAGCAUCCUGUCUUCUGUGUUUGUCAUCUUCACCUUAUUAGUUGUGACCUACACCAUCGACACCGUGGGGCGAAGGAUCUUAAUUCUCGUGGGCUUCAGCAUCUGCAGCACUCUGUGUGUCUUGUUAACCAUAACUCUCGAACUUCAGGCCACAACCUCCUGGAUGCCUUACGUCACAUCCUCUUUUCUCUUCCUCUUCCUCAUCGGUCACCUGUUGGGGCCAGGUCCGUUACCAAACGUGAUCAUUGCAGAGCUGUUCCUCCAGUCUUCCCGAUCCACGGGGGUCGUGCUGGGUGGUUUUAUUCACUGGUUUCUCAAUUUUUUUACUGGGGUAGUGGUCCUUCACAUAGAGGCGAAGAUCGGCUCGUACUGCUUUCUCCUCUUCUGGCCUUUCUGCAUAGCCAGCUUUGUUUUCAUCUUCAGGACUAUCCCUGAGACCAAAAACAAGACCUUUUUGGAGAUCCGGAGGCUUAUGGCCGUGCAGGUGGCCAAAAAGGUUCACGUCCAGGUGCCUGAUGACCGACUGGGACCACGGAGCCGGUUGAUGCGUCUGAACAGGAAGAGGCGCCGAAAACACAGGACCAUCCAGCCAGCUUCCUUCGUCCCGUCCGUGCCCUCGAUUUGA
Molecule: messenger RNA, 1644 nt
Organism: Python bivittatus (Burmese python)
Lineage: Eukaryota; Metazoa; Chordata; Lepidosauria; Squamata; Pythonidae
Source: RefSeq, a predicted model, not a curated record